Triticum dicoccoides is the source of this 2359-nucleotide messenger RNA. RefSeq lists its product as uncharacterized. The transcript has 2 exons. The record is from RefSeq and is a predicted model, not a curated record. Gene Ontology annotation, molecular function: zinc ion binding; nucleic acid binding. The coding region runs from base 1145 to 2269 and encodes 374 amino acids. Lineage: Eukaryota; Viridiplantae; Streptophyta; Magnoliopsida; Poales; Poaceae.
UGUUUGAUACAUCUAUUAUUAUUAUCAUUAUUAGUAGCAGUAGCAGCUUGUAUAAGGAACUUAUAUUCUUCUGUAUCGACUUGCUUUGCCAAGUACAUCGAAGGCGGCAGAACCACUUGUGUUACAUCUCCCAGACGCAUGCAUAAUUCCCUUGAUUCUGCUGUUUCUAAAAUCGUUGGAAGAUAGCCCUUUAAAAUAAGAACCUGAAGUUUUUAGAACAGCUAUAGCCUACAUAGAAAGGAAAUUCAUACAUUGUGCUGUAGACUUUUCAUCUCAAAGUUCACUGUUCCCUCCAGAGGCAUUUUCUUUGCCUUGUAAUCUGUACUUUUUACUUUUCAGCACUUAUUUGAUUGCCUAGUCAGUAGUCACCGUUAUGCUGUUUCCAUAUCUGUUCAUGUGCACUGGAUUAAUUACUUCUUUUUGCUUAAUCUUAAUGAUAAAUUGAUGUUGAACCGGUAUGGGCCCAAGCCCAUCAAGCCUUGUCACUUAGGGCCCAAGCCCAUGUGGAGGUACUGACCUAGAAGGAGGCAUCCAGUCCUCCCGUUCUCAGGAGAGCCGCCACACACACAUACGACACAGCCAAAACAAGGUGAGUCUGCGACACAACAUGGUAUCAGACGCAGGCGAGGUGCUGGGGACGACGGCGACGGUGGCCUAGUCGCCGGCCGGCGGCGGAGUCCGGUGGGGAGGCGGCGGCGCAUCUGGGCGGACGUGGCUGUGUGCGAGCGCGCGCGUGCGGCUGCGCGUCACGGCGGCGAGCGCACGGCGGCUGCGCGGGCCAGCGGGAAAUCAACGGCGGCUGUGCGCGUGGAGGCGUGCGGCUGUGGCGCAGGACGAGGAGAAGAGCCGGAGGAACAGCGAACGUGGAGAGCAGGAGAGGCGUGCUGCUGUCGUUCGCGCGGAGGGAGAGAGCGAGUCCGCACGGCUCUGCUCGUUGCCGUUGUGUCCUGGCUGCUGGGAUUGAAGAAGAGGAAGGUGCUGCUUAUUGUUGCUGCUGCGCGUGCGGAGUGUGAGCAGAGGGGGAGAAAGAACAGAGGGCCUUGCUGUAUGUGUGCAGCGGACUGUUGCUGCUGAUUCUGCAGAGGACUGUGUGCGGCUGUGCUUGCUGCUGUUGUUGUUGGGUGUGUAGAGCCUGUCUCCGAAGAUGAGUGAGCCAACAGGCCUUGCUGAAGCUUUCGAGAAGCUAGCUAAGUUCCUCGAGGAGUCGAAAUCUGGGGCCAUCGUUCCUCGACAGGAAGUGGCUCAGAAGAUCGAACUGUCACCCAUGGACAUGAAGUUAGAGGGGACUACCAAUUAUCUGAGCUGGUCCCGGAGGGCGUUGCUGGCUGUGGAACAGAAGGAGCUUGAUGGGCACUUGUUGGGUGUUGUUGCUGAACCAGGAGACAAGACUACUGUGGAGGGAAAGAGAUGGAAGGUCAUAAACUCUGUGCUCAUUGGCUGGUUGUUGAACUCGGUAGUGCCCCCCAUUGGACGCUCUGUGGAGGGGCUAUCCACAUCCGCUGCGAUAUGGACGACUCUGUCCACUUUGUACUCAGGCAAGGGCAAUGUCAUGCUAAUUGCUCAGAUUGAGGGGAAGAUCAGUCGGCUGCAUCAAGGUGACGACAUGUCAGUGAUGGCAUAUGUGGCAGAGCUGCAGGCUCUGUGGGCAGAGCAGGAUAACUGCGACCCUCUGGAACUCUAUGAUGCGGCUUGCAUCGAGUCAGGGCGCAAGUGGAUUGCACGCAGGCGUGUGCUGAAACUGUUGGAGGGUCUUAGAGGUUGCUUUCAUGGCAGGAGGGCUUCCCUGUUGCACCAACCUCUUCUGCCCUCUAUUGAGGAGGCUAUUGCUGCAAUGUCUCAAGAGGAGGUGCGGCUAUCUCUUGAGCAUGCAGACAUGAAGGCUGUGCCGGCUUCGACAUUUGCAGUCACUGAGCGCAUGGAGUGGAGCGAUCCCAACAAAUGUCAUAUCUGUGGGGAGAUAGGUCACUGGAAGUGGGCCUGUCCAACUCGUGGCAGAGGCAGGGGAUACAACAGAGGGGGAACUGGCAGAGGCAGGAGUAGAGGCAGAGGUGGAUACUCAGGGACCUUAAGGGGUCAGGCUUCUAUGGGCAGAGGUGGUUACUCAGGACACUCAGGAGAUCAGAGGGCUCACAUGGCAGUGGCAGGAGACACUGGGACGUCAAAAGGCAAAGAUGCAGACGAUGCUAACUAUGGAGACUUUGCUCUCUGGGUCUCCACUGAUGAAGGAGCGACAGACGAGUCAGACGGUUGGGACUGGCACCAGGCGUAGGGGGCUCUGGUACAUGGACCAGGAGGUGCAGCCGGACUUGGUGUGUGCUGCGACCAUGGAGGACAAGGAGAAGGAGGCGAUGAUCCAUCA